UAAAUUGAUGGCACCUUUCUCUCAACUCCAAAUCAAAAACCCAUCACACUUCUUCUCUUUCCUACGUCGAAAAUUUCCAGCAAACUUCAUUAGCUUUUCAUAAAACCCAGUAACAAUGCAGAAGCUUUUGAUCCUUUUCGCCUUGUUUAUCCUCACCAGUAACAAUUUCGUCAUCCAAACCGAAGCUCAGUUUCAUAUUCCUCGCUUUAUUCCAAGAUUUAAUGUACCUGGAUUUCAUAUUCCUGGGCUUCAACAUGAGCCACGACAUGGAAGACAUAGACAAUAUCAUCGUCUUCCCCUCGGACACACCGCCGUUGGACCGGAGUCCGUCGCGUUCGACUGCGAAGGCGAUGGUCCGUACGUCGGAGUUUCAGAUGGGCGGGUACUAAAGUGGCAAGGCUCUUCAGUGGGUUGGACUGUUUUCGCAGUAACCCAUCCGGGUAGAUCCGAUUCGUGUGACGGGUUAAACGACUCACCUGCAGAAGACAAUUGUGGCAGACCACUUGGUUUGAGAUUCGACUCCAAAACAUGCAACUUAUAUAUUGCUGAUUCUAGUGUUGGAUUGGUCAAGGUUGGCCGUAAGGGUGGUGUCGCCACCUCACUUUCCACCGGUGCAGAAGGGAUUCCCUUCCACUUCCUUAACGCACUCGACAUUGAUUCCGACACCGGCGAUGUUUACUUCACCGACUCAAGUUCGCGUUUUCGUCGAUGGGAAUUUCGUUCAAUUGAUAGGAAUGAUCGAACUGGAAGACUACUAAGGUAUAACAGAAAGACGAAACACACAACUGUUCUUCUCAAAGGUCUUUCGUUUGCAAACGGUGUCGCUUUGAGCAAGAACAAGGACUUCAUUCUUGUUGCGGAAACAACAUUCUAUCGAAUUCAGAAGUACUGGCUUACCGGUCCUAAAGCCGGAACCGUCGAACUGUUUCUCCAACUUGCCGGACGACCAGAUAAUAUUAACCGGAAUUCAAAGGGAGAGUUUUGGAUAUCGCAGAAUCCCGCGAAGCCUGUCAGAGUUAGCCAAGACGGAGUUAUUCUAGAAACAUUAGAUGCUCGUUCUAUUGUUGAUGCUAGUGAUGUUACCGAAAUCAACAAUAGUUUGUGGAUAGGUUCGGUUAUUCAAGGUUACAUUAUUCAUACUAGUUAGUUAAUUUUUUUUGUAAGUUGAAUUCUGGUGAAGUAUUUUGUAAUAAAGUUAGAACUUUUCUUA
Molecule: messenger RNA, 1210 nt
Organism: Spinacia oleracea (spinach)
Lineage: Eukaryota; Viridiplantae; Streptophyta; Magnoliopsida; Caryophyllales; Amaranthaceae
Product: protein STRICTOSIDINE SYNTHASE-LIKE 10-like
Exons: 1
Coding region: 116-1147 (343 amino acids)
Cellular component (GO): endomembrane system
Molecular function (GO): hydrolase activity
Source: RefSeq, a predicted model, not a curated record